Messenger RNA from Caenorhabditis remanei, 759 nucleotides. RefSeq lists its product as uncharacterized. The transcript has 5 exons. The coding region runs from base 1 to 759 and encodes 252 amino acids. The record is from RefSeq and is a predicted model, not a curated record. NCBI's taxonomy places the organism in Eukaryota, Metazoa, Nematoda, Chromadorea, Rhabditida, Rhabditidae. Gene Ontology annotation, biological process: DNA repair; dephosphorylation. Gene Ontology annotation, molecular function: phosphoglycolate phosphatase activity.
AUGACGACAUCAUCACCAAACAAUGGCGUCAAAUUGAUCAUCUUCGACAAGGAUGGCACCCUUUUGGACUUCCACAAAAUGUGGAUGCCCUAUGCAACCACUACCGUAAGACUUUUGGAAGCGGCAACAAAUCUUCGUGUCGGACCAGCUAUUUACAAAACAUUGGGAGUUGAUCCAGUUGCCGGAAAGGUUUCGAUGGGAGCACUUGCCGAGAAGACAUUGACGGGUAUUCGAGAGGAUAUCUCGUUGACACUUCAAACUUUUGGAAUUACUCCAGUCGAGGCUGAUGCUAUUGUUCAUGGAUGCGUUCCAGAAGCUUCUCCAGGAGAGAUGUCACCAGUUUGUGAUAUGCCAGCUCUAUUCACUACUCUCAAAUCAAUGGGAAUCAAAAUUGCUGUCUGUACUGCUGACUCCAGAGCCGCCACCAUCGAUCAAAUGAACAAAAUGGGCGUGGUUCCGUUCCUUGACGAUGUCAUCUGUGGAAAUGAUGUUGGAAUUGUGCCGAAACCCUCACCACAUUGUGCAAUUCAAAUUUGUAGACGGCUGGGUGUCGAGUUGAAGGAGACAUUGAUGGUCGGUGAUACGAUUGCUGACUUGAAAAUGGGCAAAGUGGCGGGUCUUCGAGCCAGUGUCGCUGUGAUGACUGGUGUAGGAACACGUGAAACAUUGGCACAAUAUUCGGAUUAUUUCCUGGAAGAUAUCAGUGAAUUACCCCAUUUGAUCACAAAAACGAUGACCGAAGACACGAAACGUGGAUGA